AAACUUAGGGAUAACAAUAAGGGACAUAGCCUCAGCCUUUUCCUGUGUUUAGCCUGUUUUCUGCACUUCAGUAGCUCGAGUGUUUCAACGCCUUAGGCAGCCUCGCCUGUUUUUGACAAAGCCAUGAGCAUUAUACAGCUUGUAGUCACUCUCUGGCACACCUUUCCAGCCUUAUCAGCGAGGGCGUGUCCCAAACCAGGGCACUCCGACAGCAAUCACCUGAGCUCACUACGCCACUACAGGAGGAGGAAAAUGGGUAAAGCAGGUGGACGUGGGGACUUUGAAUGGGUUUACGACGAGCAGCCGCACACAUGGAGAAGAAGGGAAAUUUUAGCAAAGUAUCCGCAGAUCAAGACUUUGAUGGGUCCCGACCCCCAGCUGAAGUGGGUUGUGUCUGGAAUGGUACUCACUCAAUUCGUGGCAUGUUACCUAAUCCAUGAGUUGUCUUGGAAGUGGGUGUUUUUCUGGGCAUAUGCCUUUGGUGGCUGUAUAAACCACUCCUUGACCCUGGCGAUCCAUGACAUCUCACACAACAUCGCAUUCGGGAACAAGCAAGUGCGCUGGAACCGGUGGUUCGCCAUGUUCGCCAAUCUGCCCAUCGGCCUACCUUACUCGGCCUCCUUCAAGAAAUACCACAUCGACCACCACCGCUACCUUGGAGGGGAUGGCCUGGAUGUGGACAUCCCUACAGACCUGGAAGGCUGGUUCUUCUGCACACCUGCAAGGAAGAUGCUUUGGCUCUUCCUCCAGCCCUUCUUCUAUGCACUGCGGCCUCUGGUGGUGAACCCAAAACCUGUGACCAGACUGGAGAUGAUGAAUGCAGCCAUGCAGUUCGCAGCAGACAUUCUUAUCUACUAUAUCUGGGGACUCAAACCAAUUGUGUACCUUAUCUCUGGGUCCAUACUGUGCAUGGGCCUGCAUCCCAUCUCUGGACACUUCAUUGCUGAGCAUUACAUGUUCCUGAAGGGCCAUGAGACCUACUCGUACUAUGGCCCUCUGAACUUAAUCACUUUCAAUGUGGGAUACCAUAUGGAGCAUCACGAUUUCCCCAGCAUCCCUGGUAGCAAGUUACCUGAGGUGAAGAAAAUAGCAGCAGAGUAUUAUGAUUCACUACCGCAACACACCUCCUGGAUACGGGUGCUCUGGGACUUUGUGUUUGACGACAGCAUUGGCCCCUAUGCCAGAAUCAAAAGAGAAUACAAACUGGCCAAACAGGAAUAAGUUGUACUGUGAGUGCAUUAUUCUCACAGAGCCGCUAUUUAAAACGGAAAAGAAGAACAGCUUGACAGGCCUGCUGAACCAGUAGAAACACGUGUUUAAAACUUUUUUCACUUACAACUGCAGCAGGGAAACGGGUUUAGAGUUCACAUGAACUGGAUGUUCAGUUCCACUAAGUUGAGUUUUCAACUAAUCUUGGGCAGAAGCAACGGAUGCUGAGAUGAAAAAUGUUUUUGUGCUAACCAGCCACUAAAAUGUCUUUUCAUCUGUGAAAAAAGCAUACUGUCCUUUGGACAUAUAGAAUAUUUUAUAAGAGGCUGUAAUUCUAAAGCUAUUGUAAUCUGUGAUUAAUCACAAAUUUGAAUAAUAAUCUGAGUCAUGAACUGUAAGUGACAGUGUGAAUCACCCUGGAUACUUUACAAUGCAAUGGCUAAAUUAAAACAAGCAUUCCUUAAGUAGUUGAAGCAUAAGAAUAUAAAGUGUUGUGUUUUUAUUAACAUAUGUGGGAUUCUAAGUUUGAAAAAAAAAAAAAUACUGUUUCAUAAUGACCCAUACUUUUCAAAGCUGGGUAUGGUCAAAUCUUAUUUCAAAGCAAGCAUCCACACAUUCCAUAUUGCGCAUAUGAAUCAAUUUCAUCUAUCUGUACGAUCGAAGUUGUAAUUUGAGUGUAAUAUUUACACAACUUAAAGAAUGCUUUAUUUGCAGUUAAUUGAGUAUAAUCUAUAACAAGCUAUAGUAAGCAGACUAUAAUAAGUGCAGUGCUCAUACUAAAACAUAGGUAAUGGGCUUUAGUGCCAGCAUGUAAUUUGUAAAUGUGAAUCAGAAUACUCAGAGAUGGCUCUUUAUAAGCUCAUUAGUCCUUCAGUUAAGUAAUAUGUGUAUUUGCAGACAUAAAAACACCAUGAAGUGCUUGGUGAAGUGGGGUUUGAGGUUAUAAUAUCAUUUCGGAUCAACAAACAUGGCAGCCAGGCCUUUUAUUCAUUUUGGUAGUCUGAUUUUCAGUGCUUCAUUGAUUUCUUUCAGCAUUUAAACAAAUUGAAAUCUUUCAGCAUCUGUUCAAGAGGGAAACUUGGCUCACUUAUCGCUUAUUUAUAAAUAAAGCUUUAAUAAAAUUUG
This is a messenger RNA of Pangasianodon hypophthalmus (striped catfish), 2334 nucleotides long. It is a transcript of the gene degs2, whose product is annotated as delta(4)-desaturase, sphingolipid 2. The coding region runs from base 124 to 1221 and encodes 365 amino acids. Gene Ontology annotation, biological process: ceramide biosynthetic process; sphinganine metabolic process. The transcript has 3 exons. NCBI's taxonomy places the organism in Eukaryota, Metazoa, Chordata, Actinopteri, Siluriformes, Pangasiidae. Gene Ontology annotation, molecular function: sphingolipid delta-4 desaturase activity. Gene Ontology annotation, cellular component: membrane. The record is from RefSeq and is a predicted model, not a curated record.